Messenger RNA from Castor canadensis (American beaver), 1261 nucleotides. It is a transcript of the gene Cdkl1, whose product is annotated as cyclin dependent kinase like 1. Gene Ontology annotation, cellular component: nucleus. Lineage: Eukaryota; Metazoa; Chordata; Mammalia; Rodentia; Castoridae. Gene Ontology annotation, biological process: protein phosphorylation. Gene Ontology annotation, molecular function: protein serine/threonine kinase activity; ATP binding. The record is from RefSeq and is a predicted model, not a curated record.
GCCGGGCCACGGGAGCCGAGCCGGGCGCCAGGCAGCGGGGCGGGAGCUGGGCCGCUGCGGGUCCUUGACACAACCUGGUUGGGGACUCUCUCGUGCAGUCCGUUCGUGCCAAUAUUUCAUAAGUGACAUUUAAAAACUAUGUGAAAAAUCCAUUGGAAGAUUUAUUCCUCUGUGAUGGAGAAGUAUGAAAAAAUUGGGAAAAUUGGAGAAGGAUCCUAUGGAGUUGUUUUCAAAUGCAGAAACAGGGAUACGGGGCAGAUCGUGGCCAUCAAGAAAUUUCUGGAAUCAGAAGAUGACCCUGUCAUAAAGAAAAUCGCUCUUCGAGAAAUCCGCAUGCUCAAGCAACUCAAGCAUCCAAAUCUCGUCAACCUCCUGGAAGUCUUCAGAAGGAAGCGGAGGCUCCACCUGGUGUUUGAAUAUUGUGACCACACAGUGCUCCAUGAGCUGGACAGGUACCCAAGAGGGGUACCAGAACAUCUCGUGAAGAGUAUAACUUGGCAGACACUGCAAGCUGUAAAUUUUUGCCAUAAACACAAUUGCAUACAUAGAGAUGUGAAGCCAGAAAAUAUCCUCAUCUCAAAACACUCAGUGAUUAAGCUUUGCGACUUCGGAUUUGCUCGGCUUUUGACUGGACCAAGUGACUACUACACAGACUAUGUGGCUACCAGGUGGUACCGCUCCCCUGAGCUGUUGGUGGGGGACACGCAGUAUGGUGCCCCAGUAGAUGUGUGGGCUGUUGGCUGUGUCUUUGCUGAGCUGCUGUCAGGAGAGCCUCUGUGGCCAGGAAAGUCAGAUGUGGACCAGCUCCAUCUGAUUAGGAAAACCUUGGGGGAUCUCAUUCCUAGGCACCAACAAGCGUUUAGCACGAAUCAGUACUUCAGUGGGGUGAAAAUCCCAGACCCUGAGGACAUGGAACCUCUGGAGUUAAAAUUUCCAAACAUCUCUUAUCCUGCCUUGGGGCUCUUAAAGGGCUGUCUCCACAUGGACCCCGCCGAGAGACUGACGUGUGAAGAGCUGCUACAGCAGCCAUAUUUUGACAGCAUCAGAGAAGUAGAUCUGACAAGAGAACAUGACAAACCAACGAGGAAGACCCUAAGACAGAGCCGAAAGCACCUGCCUGGGUUGCAGUACCUACCUCAGCUAACUAGCAGCAGUAUCCUUCCAGCUUUGGAUAAUAAGAAGUACUACUGUCGUACCAAGAAAUUUAACUACCAUUUCCCAAACAUUUAAGGAGCUAGGAGAUUGACAAUAAGGAAGAAUU